This is a messenger RNA of Pungitius pungitius (ninespine stickleback), 1624 nucleotides long. RefSeq lists its product as uncharacterized. Gene Ontology annotation, cellular component: nucleus. Gene Ontology annotation, molecular function: NAD+-protein mono-ADP-ribosyltransferase activity; metal ion binding; NAD+ poly-ADP-ribosyltransferase activity. The record is from RefSeq and is a predicted model, not a curated record. NCBI's taxonomy places the organism in Eukaryota, Metazoa, Chordata, Actinopteri, Perciformes, Gasterosteidae. The transcript has 10 exons. Bases 79 to 1116 code for a protein of 345 amino acids.
AGCCUGGUGUGAAUGAAAGCAACCCAACGCGAGGGUGUGGAGGUGUGUCUUUAAAACGAAAGGAUUAUAAAAGGUGCAAUGGCGACGGCUUAUUGCUCUGAUUCUGGGGAAGAAUUUUCCGCUGGAAGUCGAGAGUCGGACAGUGACAGAAGCUCAGACGCAAAAACCGAUAUUCAGCUUUACGGAAAAAAGCCCUGCAGGUAUUACAACGGCCGGGGCUGCAAGGACGCUGGCAGGUGCUCUUACUUGCACUUCUGCAAGUACGCCCUCACAGGAGGAUGUCGCUACGGGUCACAGUGUAAGCUGAACCACCCCGAGGCUGGAGGAGAGUCCUCCUCGGACCCAUCGACGUCCGCUGCCCCAAAGCUGACCGAUGGCCGGUGCUACCAAUGGCAGCUCAACGACGGAAACGGCUGGCUGGACGUUGCCAAUGACCACAUCAUCGAGGCCCAGUACUCGCUGCCCCACACCCAAAGCAUCAAACUCUUCAACACCUCCUACGGGGCAGUGAGCAUCGACUUCAACAGGAUGAGGGUGUCGGGAAAGAACCUUCGGGUGAGGCGCCUGGAUGACGGGCGCACGCUCUGGCUCUGGUACUGCACUCUGGGCCGGAAGUGGACCAAGUACGGAGACGAGGAUCCAAAGGGCGUCCCCGGUCCGGUGAAGAACUCUGACAUAGAGGAAAAGUUCCAGAGCAACCCGGCGAGCUCGUACACCUUCGCCAUCGGUGCGGACACCUUCGAGAUCAAGUUCGCGGAAAUGCGACAGGUGACGGCCAAGAGAAAGAGGAAAGUCGAACGCCGACCGCUGUACCGCCAGCCACCAGCAGGAGUUCCUCAGGUGGCCUCGGCCCUCCGGGGUCUCGCCCUGGACACGGAGCCCCGGUGGCAGUUCGAAGGAGACCGGGGAGCGUGGCACGACUUCAAGCGCAGGAGCGGCGCUCCGAACGAAUGCUCCGUAACCAGCGACGAGAUCGAGAGGAAGUUCACGCAGAACCCCCACGAUGCCAUGACCUUCAAAGUGGGCCGCUGCUCCUACAAGCUGGACUUUCAAGCGAUGAUCCAGACCAACCUCAAGAACAGGAAUGUACGCAGGAUCAGGCGUGUGCUGCUCUGAACGCUUUCGAAGUUCUCAAGAAGAAAGUCUACAAAAACUACAAUCAAUCCUCCGUGUGUGAUUUGGGGAAUACUUUCUAAUGUUGUGUCUACAGAAAUACAAUUUCUAUGGAAUAUUUUGCGUUAUGUUUUUAUUUAAGAGGAGAUAAUGCUACAGUGAGGGCUGUUUUAUGUCUUGAACAUGGUUGCCAAAAGGCACUAAAGUUUACCAACCUUCACCUAAAGGCUGCUUGAGACCAAACCAACAUCGUACAGGUUAUUAGUCCAAAUAGAAAAAUGCAUCAAAUAUGUUUCACGCAAUACAAAUCUCCAUUUGAUUCCCCUAUAUAUAUAAAUAUUUUAAAGAUAUAUUUAUAGAUAUGUAUAUAUAUUUAUAGAUAUGUGUAUGAAUAUCGUGAAGCUGAUUAAAAGAAUGAGAAAUAUUCUAAAAUACAAAACAUUCUGUUUACCACAUAUUGUCUUUGAUGUCUUCAAUAUUAAUCUGCAAAGUGGAAAAAAAUAAAUAAAUA